Eimeria mitis is the source of this 2787-nucleotide messenger RNA. RefSeq lists its product as uncharacterized. The record is from RefSeq and is a predicted model, not a curated record. Gene Ontology annotation, cellular component: ribosome. NCBI's taxonomy places the organism in Eukaryota, Apicomplexa, Conoidasida, Eucoccidiorida, Eimeriidae. Gene Ontology annotation, molecular function: structural constituent of ribosome. Gene Ontology annotation, biological process: translation. The transcript is spliced from 2 exons. Bases 1 to 2787 code for a protein of 928 amino acids.
AUGUCUCUUCAGCAGCAGCAGCAGCAGCAGCAGCAGCAGCAGCAGCAGUGUACGUAUAGCCGAGGAGACACUCCACGUAAGCAAAGGGAUCCACGCUAUAAAGAAGAUGUUUGUGUUUGUGGGGUGGAGCUGAGGUGUCUAGACAUUCGUCUCCGUUUGUCUCUGUUGCAAGAAGCAGUGAAGAGCUGGGAUCGACGAUCCCGGUUGCUGCGGCUGCAGGAGACAAAAAAAAAAAAACUGCAGCAGAGACAGAGCCAAGAAGACACCACAACAACACCAACACCAACACCAGCAGCAGCAGCAGCAGCAGCAGCAGCAGCAGCAGCAGCAGCAGGAGCAGGAGGAGACAGUCUCCUGCUGCCUGUGAAGGCCACACAAACACCCCACAAAGGAGACUGGUUGAUUGCCCUGUCUCUUGAGGUGUCUCCGUUGGAGGGGGCCCCAGCUGUCUCCGCAGCAGCAGCAAGAAAGCUGCUGCUGCUGCACUCUCUCCCCCCCCAAAAGGAGACCCUUCAUGUUAUAUGGAGGGGAGCAAAGGCACAGAUUAAAAAUGCUGCUGCUGCUGCUGCUGCUGCUGCUGCUGAUGCAGAUGAAGAGGAACAGCUGCAUGCACCUGCUGCAGCACCAUUUAUUAAACCCACCAAGCCAGGGGGCCCCGUGGGGGGGCCCGUGGGGGGGCCCCCCGGGGGCCCCCUAGGGAAGAGAAAGGAGACAGAAAGCUGGUGGGAGGAGGAGACAGGUUUGGGGUGCAGCAGCAAAGGGAUUGAGAGUAUUGGGGGAGACAGAAAGGAGACAGACACGAAGCGGCUGCUGCUGCAGCUGCCUGUGGGGUGUCUGUCUCCUUUUCGGGUGUAUGUACCCCUGCGUGUGAGGAGAGGAGCAACACCAACUGUCUCCUGUCUCCGUCUGCGGCUGAGAGUUUCUUGCAUGCCAGCAACAGCAGCAGCAGCAGCAGCAGCAGCAGCAGCAGCAGGAGCAGGAGCAGCAGCAGCAGGAGGAGCAGCAGCAGCAGCUGUCUCCUCGUGGUUGCCUCUAGCUGACGGGGUGCUGGGGCUGUGCCAGCAGAAGGUGUUGGGAUCGAUGCAGCUGUCUCCUCCCCUCAAGACAAACCCCACACCUCUUGUCUUUGCGGGGACCGCCAGGAUCGAUGUCUCCGCUGCUGGGAUCGUCUUCUCCCCCGGCCCCACAAAAACCCCACACCUCAGGCCGCUCGAUCCCAACACACACCACGCAGCCAACACCAUACUCCAUAGGAAACACCUGCUGCAGCAGCAGCGGCAGCAGCAGCUGCACCAGCAACACCUACAACUGCAGCAGCAGCAGCAGCAGCAGCUGCAGCAGCAGCAGCAGCAGCAGCAGCAGGAGCAGCAAGCAGAUGUUGAUGAUACUUCUUAUCCCUCCGCCCCACAAGUCUUCCAGCUCGGGGCUCUGGACCCUUCUCUUGCUGCUGCUGCUGCUGCUCCUGCUGCUCCUGCUCCUGCUGCUGCUGCUGCUGCUGCUCCUGCUCCUGCUGCUGCUAGUGGCAGUGUUAUUGACUCUCUUCUCAGCAGUGGUUUUUCUGCUGCUCUCAAACAGAAGCAGCAGCAGCUGCUGCAGCACCAGCAGCUGCAGAAGCAGCAGCUGCAGCAGCAGCAGCUGCAGCAGCUGCACCUGCAGCAGCAGCAGCAGCAGCAGCUGCUGCACCUGCAGCAGCAGCAGCAGCAGCAGCAGCAGCACCUACUAGGAGCAGCAAGGGUCUCACCACCUGUGAAGGUGGUCUUCCGCCUAGGCGCUCUCCAGCAGCAGCAACUGCAGCAACAGCAGCAACAGCAAAAACAGCAGCAACUGCAGCAACAAAAGCUGCUGCUGCUGCAGCAGCAGCAGCUGCUGCAACCCUCAGCCUUCACAUCCCCCGUCAGAGUCGUCUUCCGUCUUGACGCCAAUCCUUAUCAGCAGCAACAGCAGCAGCAGCAGCAGCAGCAACAGCAGCAGCAGCAGCAGCAACAACAACAACAACACCAACAACAGCCGCAACAGCAGCAGCAGCAACAGCAGCAGCAGCAACAGCAGCAGCAGCAACAGCAGCAGCAGCAACAGCAGCAGCAACAGCAGCAGCAGGAUCUCAGCCAAGAGUGUAUUGGAGGUUCUAUGAAGCGGGUUGAAGAGCUGCUGCAGCAGCUGGACCAGGACAACAGCAGCAGCAGCAGCAGCAGCAGCAGCAGCAGCAGCAGCAGCAGCAGCAGCAGCAAGCUGCAAGCAGCAGGGUUAGUGUGGUGCCGCGAUAGGAGACAGUUCCCGCCAACAGUGGAGGCUCUGCUGCAGCAGCUGUCUCCGCUGAAGACGCUCAAAGCAAACAACGUAAAGACACUCACUCUUGUGUCUCUUCGUCCCCUCCCUGCUGCUGCUGCUGCUGCUGCUGCUGCUGCUGCGCCUGCUGCGGCUGCACCUCCUGCUGCUGCUGCUAGUGAUGCUGCUGCUGCACCUGCUGCACCAACUGCACCUGCUACGGGUGCUGCACCUGCUGCUGCUGCUGCAGCACCUGCUGCUGCUGCUGCAGCACCUGCUGCUGCUGCUGCUGCUGGUGCUGGUGGGAGUUGUGGGAUGUAUGUACUGGAGACGAUCCCCAAGAGGGAGUUGGUGGAUCCCUUUGCUUACGUGGAGUGUCUCCUCGGCUAUACGUACACUGCUGCUGCUGCUGCUGCCAGUGCAUGCAGUAUACCACGAUGUGGGGUGUCUCUACAUCCUUCGGGGGUUUCUCCCGCCGCCAGCAGCAAAGCUGCAGCAGCUGCUGCUGUCUCCGUAUUAUAA